Ylistrum balloti is the source of this 1198-nucleotide messenger RNA. Its product is annotated as zinc transporter ZIP1-like. Gene Ontology annotation, molecular function: zinc ion transmembrane transporter activity. Bases 75 to 1133 code for a protein of 352 amino acids. Gene Ontology annotation, cellular component: plasma membrane. The record is from RefSeq and is a predicted model, not a curated record. Gene Ontology annotation, biological process: zinc ion transmembrane transport. Lineage: Eukaryota; Metazoa; Mollusca; Bivalvia; Pectinida; Pectinidae. The transcript has a single exon.
CACAAUGUCAUGCCAGACUGUCACGUGAUAUAUGACCUUCACUGAAACUUCAAUAACUUUUACUGACGGACAAGAUGGUCGAUGUCCAAGUUGUGAAGGUCCUGGUAAUGUGUGGACUGUUUGUGUUCACAUUGGCCCUCGGACUGUUACCAUUACUCAUAGUCAGGUGUAUGCAGAGGCAAAGCGCGCGGGGUAUAAGUUUCCACAAACAAAUUUGUUACAAACGGACGUUAAGUAUACUGAGCUGUUUCGCAGCUGGUGUCUUCUUAGCCACAUGUCUGUUGGAACUUCUCCCUGAUGUCAGGAAAGAUCUGGAAAUGGCACUGGAUGCUCUAAAAUUGAAAACGGAAUUUCCUGUUGCGGAGUUUUCUAUGGUAUUUGGACUCUUCACAGUACUGACAAUCGAACAAAUAGUCCUGACUAUCAAAGAAAGACAUUCAGCACAACCUCAGAGUUGUAAUGUCCACCCUAACAGCAAAACACCUCUUUUGAGUGAUGAUAGUGAAACCUUAGACAAUGAAAUAGACGCAAGGGGAUUCAACAGAUCCAUCUCUAGUGAACAUUCAAUAUCUGGUAUAAGUGAUGAGCCUAUACUCGCUUCGUCAUAUGACAAUUAUUACAGACAGACAAGUCAUGAUAGUCAUACCCACACUGACUAUGUACACCAACAUUCCACUCUUCGCUCUCUGCUGUUGCUGCUUGCAAUAUCAAUCCACUCAUUGUUUGAAGGACUAGCAGUUGGUCUUCAAAAGAAAACAGAAUCUGUUCUGGAUAUAUUCACAGCCCUUCUACUACAUAAAGGAAUUCUCAGCUUCAGUUUGGGCAUGAGUCUGGUUCAGAGUAAACUUUCUAAGCCUGCAAUAAUAAGAUCUUUAUUCAUAUUUGGAUUAUCUGCUCCAGUUGGAAUUGGGAUUGGAAUCGGUAUAAUAGAUCUGUGGGAUUCAGAAGUUUCAACACUUGUACAAGGCAUUCUCCAGGGUAUAGCCUGUGGAACAUUUCUUUAUAUAACAUUCUUUGAAGUCCUUCCUCAUGAAUUUAAUUCUUGUGACAUAAGAUUAGUAAAAGUGUGUUUUCUAAUCAUAGGAUUUGCAAUAGUAACAGGAAUAAUGUUCCUGGAACUAAAGAUUGGUUAAAGCAUUAAAUACAAUUAUGUAAAAAAAAAUUGUACUACUGCAUAUAUUGGUGCUACAAAAUGGAA